UGAGACAAUAAUUUCAGCAUGGCAACUAACUCAAAUGAUGUUGUAAGUUCAAUCUUGGAUCGAAUUCAUAGAGACGGUCUCCUUAGGAUGAAAGAAUAUGUAACAAUUGGUUCCUCCGUCAUAGGUAGAGUUUCUCCUUUCCUUCGAAGCAACGAUUUCAACCACCAUUCUAAUUACGACCCUAAGAUCGUCUCCAUUGGUCCAUACCAUCACGGCAAGCCAGAGCUCGAGAUGAUGGAGAAAUUCAAGCCGCUAAUAGCUCGCCUUUUGUUCCCAAACAGAGCCGAUCUCAACAAUAUCUACAACAAGAUCCUUCAGAUUGCUGAUGAUUUGAAGAGCUGCUAUGACGAUGUCUCUACCAAAAAAAUCACUAAUUUCAAUUUUGCUGAAAUGAUGCUCUUAGAUUCUUGCCUCGUUAUAGCCUUAGUAAUAGAGCCACAUUUUAAACUACCUCCCAUCUUCAUCCCCUCUCUUUCCGUGUUACACGAAGACUUAUUAUUGCUCGAGAAUCAACUUCCCUUCCGCGUUCUUAAGCUCGUCACCGGCCUAUUGAUAUCCGUUGAUGACGAUAAUGAAGUGAUUAGAUUCAUCAGCGAGAAGGUGGAUCACAUGCCUAAUCUUAUGCUCAACAAUGCUAACAAACACCGUGUAAACUCAAAUGAUCAAUUCCAACAACAGGGCAGACCACAACCAGUUCAUCUCUUUGAGUUACAUUACCGUAACUUGACUUUAAAGACGACGAAAGUUCAGGGGACCCGAGUACCGUCUUCUACGACAGAGAAUUAUAUGCUCGCUUAUGGUUCUGUCAAAGAGCUGAAAUCGAGAGGUAUCCAUUUCAGGCCAAGUAAGACCCGUUUCUUGAACGGCAUCUAUUUCACGUCCUACUUUUUCUUCGCCAAGCUCCAAUUACCGCCAAUCUUCUUCGAUUCGAACUUCGGCAUAAUAGUGUCGAACACGAUUGCUUUUGAGCAAAGUCGGCAUGACCACGUGAAACCUGAGAUAAUAUCAUAUAUGUUGUUCCUAAGAUCGAUGAUCGAUGGCCCAAAUGACGUGAAGGAGCUGAGAUGUAAACGGAUAAUCAACACUCGAGGAAUGUGUGACGAGCAGAUUGCGGAUGUGUUCAAGAAGAUGAACUGGGGUGGCAACGAUCUGAGCAAGUAUUAUGAGGUGAGGGGGAGGAUUGACGAGCAUUACAACAACAAGCUCAAGACAAUAAUCCCUAAACUGCUUUCUAGUUACUUCAACAAUCCAUGGACAUUUAUUGUUUGUGCGGCUGCAACAACUGGUAUUGCAAUGACUACUGUCCAAGCCUACUAUGCAAUCCAUCACGAGUAAAUUCAGCUUACUUAUUACUCCAUUAAUGCAUCGCUUCCGGUCAAAUUAUGUAUCUGUUAAGGUUCUAGGGAUCAAGUGUGUUAUAUAAACAAGUGUCAUAACCUAGACUAUAGACUAUCAUGUUGUAAUCUAUGUUCUGAUCUCCUUAAUAAUAAUAUCUCUGCAUUGUAGACUUAACAAAGUUUAUUUUUUGGUGAACCACGAUAAAUUCGUGUC
Messenger RNA from Impatiens glandulifera, 1551 nucleotides. RefSeq names its product UPF0481 protein At3g47200-like. The record is from RefSeq and is a predicted model, not a curated record. NCBI's taxonomy places the organism in Eukaryota, Viridiplantae, Streptophyta, Magnoliopsida, Ericales, Balsaminaceae. The coding region runs from base 19 to 1335 and encodes 438 amino acids. The transcript has a single exon.